GCCAAUUUCGCGUUGCUUUGAGCUUUCCGAAUUUCGAUUCCGCGUUAUUCCGCAACGUCGGUAAUCGAUUUCACUGUCCCUUGUAUAAAGCAUGUGUUUUAUUAAUUAAUCACAAUACAGUACACAGUUAUUAACUUAAAGCAAUGUGUAGUUUGUUACGCCUGUUAUUGUGUGUGAGUCAGCGAGGUAUAUAAACAAUGGAACGCCCGUGUCCGUUACUGGUUGCGGUCAUUUGCUUGUACAUUAAUUAUGCUACUACAGACCGAGGCGACUAUAUCGGCUGUUACAGGUUCAAAGAAGACGUGUUGAACACUCACACGGGGCAGUCUGUGGACGUAUGCUUAUCGGCGUGCGAACAAGUGUAUUACAAGUACGCUCUAAUAGGUAACGAGUCAACUUGCUUCUGUGGUAACGAUCCCGGGCAAUUUAAGCUAGGGCUGGACUCUUGUGAUACGCCUUGCCCGAAGAACGAGACACAGAAAUGUGGCGGAGACAACGCAGCCAGCGUGUACGACACAGAGGUGACGGCGCCGGGCCCACCCAUGUCCAUUCAAGUGCUCAACAUCACCGAGACAACCGUGAGACUGCGCUGGACGCCGCCGCAAGCCUUCACCCGCAUCACAGGGUAUGUCAUCAAGGCUUCCGUCGUGGAAACCUAUGCCACCGCAGCCCUACUGCCAGUCGCUUGGGGAGUGCCCAAUACCACGUUACAAUCGGAGCUGCCGAACCUUCAGCCUGGUUCUGUGUACAAUAUAAGCGUGGCUGCAACUAAUUAUAAAGAAGAAGGUGCCAGCAUUGGAACCAUAGUCGAAACAAUCAUCGGCACUCCAGAUCCAAGUCCUCCCAAUAUAGAAAUGAGAGAGAGGCAUGGAGAUGAGAUGCUUGUGCAUAUUCCUGAAGCAAAAAAUGUGAAUGGCCCUGUCUCAAUGUAUAGAAUCGUAGUAUCCAUAGAGCUCUACCAACAGGGCAUUAUAAUAGAAAACCUCGGCAAUCACUCCUACGCAGAUGAACAAGGUCUCCCUUACUACAUCACUGCUGAGUUAGACCCAGAAGACAUCAAGAAUGACUUUAUAAUUGGCAACGGAAGAACUUACAAUGGAUACUACAAUGCUCCCCUACCUCUGACCAAUGAUAUAGAGGUUUCGCUAGGAGUGGUCAGUGAAAAAAACCAUGUCAGGAAAGUCAGGUAUGCUGAGUCAACAAAAAAGAUAAUUUUAAAUAUUAAUGAGAUUGAGGAGUACUCUCCCAUGGUGGUGGCGCUCGGUGCGGGCAUAGCGAUAGGAGUGGUGCUACUCUUGAUUGGCAUUGGUGCCCUCAUAGUCUUGAGAAAGAAGAUUCACAUGGUGCGGAUGCAAAGAUGCUCUCAAUCCAUGCCUUUAAGCCUGAGUGAGCCGUGCGUGGAGAUAGAAAACUCAGGAUUCCUACAGGAACAAGAUGAAAGAGUAGACUACUAUGGCAAUUUGAAACGCAAACUCUGGAAUAUUCCUAGAGACUUGUUAGAAAUAGAUAUUUCUUGUGUAGUCGGUUUGGGAAGUUAUGGAAAGUUUACUAGGGGCAAAGUCCAGCAGCACGGAGCUCAAACUCCUGGCUUAGUCCAGGUCAUAUCCGACAGGGAGCUGGAGAAACCAGACAAGAAACUGAUGCUUCAAGAACUGGACUUACUCAUUAAAUCUAAUGAGCAUGAGAACCUGAUAGCCUUUAUAGGCAUCUGUGAGACAAGUACGACUCUAUUCGUAGUUUUGCAGGACACUAAAAUGACGCUCAAAGAGUUACUACUGCAGAGUAGACAUAGAGAUCUUCAAAACAAUAAAUUUUGCCUUCUAAGUGAAAACAAAGCUGUACAGUUUUGCGUGGAUGUGGCAAGCGGGAUGGAAUAUAUGCACAGCAAAAAAAUUAUGCACAAAAGGUUGAGUUGCAGGAACAUAGUGAUUGGUGAUAAUGGGGUUGCUAAAGUUGCAGGAUUUGGACUUUCUCACAUUCGUCCUCUACAUGAAACUCCAGAUUAUACUCGAUGGACAUCACAUGAGAUGUUAAGACAGAACCGGUUUAAUUUUAAAGCAGAUGUGUGGUCAUACGGUGUGCUGGUGUGGGAGGCUUUGACUAUAGGUGCUACACCGUAUGCACAUACGGGGAACAAGGAUGUGGCAGCCAGGGUUCUGAGGGGCAUGCGCCCUUCUCAGCCGUCUUAUGUCGGUGAUGGACUCUUCCAGUUGUGCUUACAGUGUUGGCAAGUAGACCCUGACGAGAGGCCCUCUUUCUCCUCCCUCCUGAAUGAACUUACACACUUUGCAGAGGGCCCUGGUUCCAGUUGUCUAAGCUUUACUCACUAUAACGGGUUUAACUAUGAACCUCAUGUGCCACAGUAUGAAAUUGUAACAUAAUGACUAUUAAUAGCUGUAUUAUGUUCUUCAUUAUUUCUUAAGAAAUACUUUUGUAAUCAUAAGGCAUGGUAUCCACCAAAGUAGAGCUGUAUUUAGCAGAUCAAUGAGAUUAUUGAUAGAUAACAUAUUUUUUCAUGUCAUAUGCCAAUGAUCUGAUUGGUCUGCUAAAAACACCUUUGCUUUAGUGUAUAUGAGACCUAACUUAUUUAUAAGAAUCACAUGGCACUAAAAUUAUUGACAAGAUAUUUGGAAAUAUAAUGCAGGCAGCUAAUAGAAUAUAGUAUAUCUCUUGUAGGGUAAAAAAUAACUUUAUUUCAUUUGCCUACAAUGUACAGGCAAUAGUAAUUCCAAAGAUUGCUUUUGACUAUAUAAUUUGACCUAAACGUUUUUCUGCUAUAAAUUAAGUAAUUUGUACAAGUAUGUACAAGUGUACAUAUCAUACUAAGCUAUGUCAACUUUGUUUUGUAUGCAGUGCCCACUGGCCAUUGUUAGAAGUUAAAUCAAAAGCAAUAUUACUUAUGUUACCGUGUAAAUGAUGUAGGAGUUAAUAUAGUAUGUAAUGUAUUGCUACUUAACCUUGACAACAUCUUAGCUUUCUCACUAGUUAACGGCUCAGAGUAUACAUACAACUAAAAUAGAGAUAAGACUCACAGUUUAGACUAUAAGUUAUAUUGAGUAGGUCACAGAAUUUAUAAUAUGUAUAGAAGUGGUAAAAAAGCGUGAGCUUGUUCCCGUGCAGCCUGUAACAUCAGUGCGCGUUACUGUUAAAACACAUGCUGUCUUACCAAAAAAAAAAAAAAGAAUUUUACUGAGUUGACAUUUUGACAGUUUUUGUAUGAGAAAUCUGUCAGACUUAAAGUAACUGAAGCGUAGCAGAGACGUGAGUGUAUCUGCUAAGCUUAAUGGAAAUGCACCCUAAAACUUUUCUGAACCAUUUUCUUCUAUAAGACAGGAGGCCUUUUUGCUCAGUGGAGAAACAAUAAUAGACUUAUGAUGAUAUUGUAUAUGUAGGUUAAGGGCGUUUGUGCACCCAUUCGUAUUCAAUUCGUAUUCGUUAUAGUAAAAAUACGAUUCAAAGUGGCUGCACAAAAGUUAUGUACGCCUGUGCACUAAUUUGAUUCGUAUUUUGACGUAUCCGUUAAAAUACGAAUCGCUAGAUACGAAUGAGUGCUCACGCGUGCGUACGUUUUAUAUGGCGGCCAUUUUGAAUCGUAUUUUUACGAAAAAUGCCCUAAGCCGGUCCAGGUGGGAGUGGGCGCGUCCUGCGGGGCGGCCAGCGUGUAAAACAAACUUAAUAUUUACAA
This is a messenger RNA of Maniola jurtina (meadow brown), 3685 nucleotides long. RefSeq names its product putative tyrosine-protein kinase Wsck (gene Wsck). Gene Ontology annotation, molecular function: transmembrane receptor protein tyrosine kinase activity; ATP binding; protein binding. Lineage: Eukaryota; Metazoa; Arthropoda; Insecta; Lepidoptera; Nymphalidae. The transcript has a single exon. Bases 198 to 2381 code for a protein of 727 amino acids. The record is from RefSeq and is a predicted model, not a curated record. Gene Ontology annotation, cellular component: signaling receptor complex. Gene Ontology annotation, biological process: protein phosphorylation; multicellular organism development; cell surface receptor protein tyrosine kinase signaling pathway.